Molecule: messenger RNA, 423 nt
Organism: Trichobilharzia regenti
Lineage: Eukaryota; Metazoa; Platyhelminthes; Trematoda; Strigeidida; Schistosomatidae
Source: the annotation of a GenBank genome assembly
AUGGGAUACCUUAACCGAAGCACUGGAGGCCUUAAUUCUAGCCAACCAUCGGCCAAUUCAUUUAUCUGGAUUUACUCAUCUUUUCAUUUGAAAAUUGCCUUCAGUCCAAAGCCUAUAUCAGAGGAUAGAGCUGGUAUCUCAUUGAUACGUUAUCCUGCACCACCGCUGACGUCUACUCAAUAUCAUCAUAAUUCAUUGCCCGCUAACGGUCAACGAACUGUAGAGAAGUCGAAUAGUGUUAACAAUGACGAACCAGAAGAUGAAUUGGAGAUUCUUUCGAAGAUAGAGAAAGCUGAAGGUUGUGAAAACUCUGAAUCAACAAAAACGGCUUCAGAUACCGCAAAAUCCGGUUCAACUAAAUCAUCGAAAGAUGAAGAGUCUAAGGCUGGAUCGAAAGUCACGGAGAAUAGAGAUAAGGCAUGA